UGACUUUGAUCGGACAUGGCCGAGGGAGACUUUUACGCCGUGGGCGGGCGCCAGAGGUUCCCGCGGGACCCGUUCGGAGAGUCUAUGGCCUCGCGCUUCCUGGCCGACGACGACUUCGGCUUACCGCCCUUCCCGGACGACCUGUCCGUGGACUGGCCCGGCUGGGCGAGGCCGGGCCGGCUCGGCUCCCGCCUGAGCUCGGCGGCGCCCUUCGGGAGCGGCCUGCGGGCGGCCUUCCCGGAACGCCGGCAGCGGCAAUCGGGCGCGGGGCCGCUGUACGGCGCCGGACGGUACGGCGAGGCGUCGCCGGGGAGCUCGCCCGUCGGCGGCGCGCCGGGGGAACCGUGGAAAGUGUGCGUCAACGUGCACAGCUUCAAGGCGCACGAACUCAACAUCAAAACCAGGGAAGGAUUCGUCGAAGUGUCAGGAAAACACGAAGAGAAGCAAGAUGAAGGAGGAAUCGUCACCAAGAACUUCACCAAGAAGAUCCAGAUCCCGAUGGACGUGGACCCUCUGACGGUGUUCGCCUCGCUGUCUCCCGAGGGCGUGCUCAUCAUCGAGGCGCGCCAGACGCCGCCAUAUUACCUCUUCAGCGACGCCGCGACGCCGCCGCCGCCGCCACCCGAGGAGGACGCGGACUCCUCCCCUAAGCUCCAGGAGGCGCCGGUGCACUAAACAAACGCACCCUCUCUCUCUCUCUCUCUCUCUCUCUCUCUCUCUCUCUCCUUUACCUCCAGUCUCAUAGAUUGAACAAAAUGACGUUUUUUUUCUUCACAUUGUUUGUGUUCGAUGAAAAAAUGUAUGAGGUCAUGGUGUUGCACCUUAUUGCGCAAUACCAUGACAUCAUGCAAAGAAUGAAGCACUGAACAUUGGAGGCUUUUAUUACUUAAAUGAGAACUCGUGUCUGACACGAGCUAGAAGCUGAUUUUUGUUAGUUUAGUUCAAGACUUGCGCAAGAACCCUGUUGACUUUGGACAGAUCCAAGGAGGUGUUUUUGUUUUUCCCAGGAUCAGCCGUUCUAACGGGUACCAGGGUCUUAAAUUUAUGUCCAUUUUUUUUUGGUGCCACAACAAGAACUCAAUUGAUUUUUUUUACAAAUCCAAGAAGGCUGGGGUGGCUGGGGUCAAAGGUCAAAUCUGUUUCCGUCUUCCAAAUUGUCAGUACCCAUUUUCGACCUUCCAGGACCUUUUAUUCAAUGUCAGCGCAAGAACUCGAUUGAUUUCCAACCUUUAUUUUUGCAUCACUUCACUCAAAAUGGCCGAGAAAAGCCAAAAUGUCUUCCUGUCGUGUGUGCUGUUUUGUAAAUAGUCUUCAUGUGGACUCUUAAUCUGGAUACAAGUCUGCGUUUGCAUUGGUUUCUUUUCUAAUUGAGUUUUGUUGUUGUUUGUUUGUUUGUUUCUGAUGCAAUAAAAUGUCCAACUCAUGAGCACUUUUGACGCGCAGGUGAGCGCGCGUCUUCGGUUCGUCCGUUUAUGGAUCGGCACACUUUUGCAGGAACUGGUCCCUCGUUGGUCGCUCGCCGUGUCAUUCAAGCUAGGUACCGGAGCUGCGGGGUUGCCGCGGCAACGUCAUCGUCGCUUUGAUGUUUCGAAAACGUGAGACGACUUCUUUUGCACUUUUCCAGUUAGCGUUUGAGCAGACAAUCAUUUUAUCCAGCAGGCAUCGAGCGGUCGCGUGUCAAUAAUUGCAGCGAUGAGAAGGUGAUUGGCCGGGAGGUUCGCAAAUGUGAAAUCAUUUUUGACUCAUAACGUCCUCAGCAACGGACGUGUUUUUUUUAAUUUUCCACAUUAGAUUUUUUUCAGUCCACGUGUCAAUCGUUCUUGCUAGCAGUAGCAGCGAUUGGUCGCAACGUUUGGAAAAUGCAAAAUCUAUUUUUGUAACUUACUUACUCCCAGCGCUAGUAAUUGAUUUGGAAAUGGAGAAAUGAUGUUUUUAGACUUUUAAAAUGUCAUUUUCACUGCUUUUCGGUCAGUGUCGGCGCAGUCGUCGUUCGGUCGUCACGCCAUUCUCAGCCAGCGCUGGCGACCGGUCACUAGAGGGCGCUCGGGCGCCGCCCAUCGCGCCGCAUGCUCACCACGUUUGCUUUCCUACGACACCAAAAAUUCAAUGCAAACGUUGACAAUUAAGUCAGAAUCAUUUGAAAUGUUCCUUUUUCAAUGAAUUGCAGCACCCCUAAAAUUUGAGAGGGUUUUUUAGCUGUUAUUUUAAACAAGUUAGUAAAGUUUAAAACCACAAUACAGUAGUUUGUUAAACACAUAAUAUUUGAAGAACAAAAUAAUACAGCAAAAAUGGUUUGUGCCACCAUUUUAAUCGUAGGUCACUGUUUGUGCUGGUUGCUGAUGUUUUGUUUGAUUUUGAUUUUGUUGUUGUUGUUGUUGUUUUAGCUAUAGCAAACGAUUCCAGCGGGCAGAUAGUACCGCUGCCCUCUGUUUGGAGUGGAAUGAGAGAAGUUAGUUGCUGUGUCAUGUACAAGUGAUCACAUUAAAGUCACGGAAACUGAAUCCCAGCACCCCGAAA
Phycodurus eques (leafy seadragon) is the source of this 2517-nucleotide messenger RNA. RefSeq names its product heat shock protein b8 (gene hspb8). Gene Ontology annotation, biological process: cellular response to unfolded protein. Gene Ontology annotation, cellular component: cytoplasm; protein folding chaperone complex; nucleus. The record is from RefSeq and is a predicted model, not a curated record. The coding region runs from base 16 to 675 and encodes 219 amino acids. The transcript is spliced from 3 exons. Lineage: Eukaryota; Metazoa; Chordata; Actinopteri; Syngnathiformes; Syngnathidae. Gene Ontology annotation, molecular function: protein homodimerization activity.